AAAUAAAAAUCAAUAUUGUUCCUUUAAAACAACUGAAGGACAGUCACACAAUUCUACACAUGCAAAAUCUGUAACGUAAACAAUUCAAAUGCAUGCCUCAAUGCAACAGGUGCAUUUCUUGGCUAACCAAAGCGCAGUCGCAUGAAUUCAACCGCCACUUUAGUUGCCAUGGUUUCGUGAACAUGGAAAAACAAAACAUCAUCCUUGCUUAAAAAGCAGCUCAGCUCGGUUUUAGAAAGCUGUAAAUUUGCCGCGAUGGAAUUGGAAUUAACUCGCGUCGAUUACACCAACGUUGGAUUAACAGGACCAAAUUGCUUACAACUGCUGCCCCCCACAACUAACAUUACAGCGAGCGGCUCUAGCAGUGGAUACAAGCAACAGCAAAAGGUGGCCAUCGGCGAUCAGGAUGGAGUGCUGCAGGUGUUUUCCAUGAAGAAGGACGAACUGCAGGUCCACUUCAAAACGCUCCCCAACGAAAAGAUUGCAGCGGUGAAGUUGGGCGGACAGUCGGGCUCGGUGGCUGAUAAAAUCUUCACCGCCUCCGAAAACAAGGUGCGAGGUUUCAACAAAAAGGGCAAACUAUUUCUCGCCUUUGAGACGAGCCUGACCGAAACGAUCCGCUCGAUGUGUGUCAGCGGAAGUGAUCUGCUGGUUUGUGGGAAUCACGUGUACAAUCACUAUCGGGAUUGCAAAGAGGUGGGCUCGUACCUGUGCGGGGAUGUGAUCGUGGACGUGGCAGCGCUUUGCCCAAACAACACCAGCCGGCUGAUAACGGUGCUGGCCUGUUCCGGUCGGGUGUUGCGCAUUCUCGAGCAUGCUCGCGUACGCCAAACGCUGGAGCUUGAGAGUGUGCCAACGGUGUUGUACGCACCGAAGGGAAUAGGAGAUAGAAUUCUGUGUGGUUUCACGGACGGAAGUGUGAUACUGUUUCAUCUUAACCUGCUAUCAACGGAGGUGAAACGAGAGGUAUUGGUCGCCGAUCGCGAGGCGGAAGGUAUGUUGAGUGCCGUCACGUGCCUUGCAACCUACGAUCUUUCGGGCGACGGUAAGGAAGAGCUGAUUGUCGGACGGCGCGACGGAACGCUGCAGGUGUUUGCGAUGAACUCCGACGAGUAUCAGUUUGAAAUGGAAUGCACGCAAAUCUAUCGCGAAAACUUCAACGAGAGCAUAUCGGCCCUACAGGGAGGAUGCGUGGGAGCGACCAACUACACGGAGAUAAUAGUGUGUACGUACUCGGGGCGUAUAUUCGGCCUGACGACGCAAUGCAUUAGCAAAAGUUUGGGAGAUAAUGGAACGAGCGCGGAAAAGACCGCUGGAACACCGAUCGAUUCGUCGGCGAAACUGCAGCGCAUAAGGGCCGAGAUUUACGAGCUGGAGCAAACGAUCGCCAAGGAACGGGAACGUUAUCAACUGUCCACGCAGGCGCUUUCGUCUGGGUUGUCCGCCAUACCGAUGCUACCGAUAAAUGAUUCCUUCGUGCUGUCGAAGGACGAUGCCACGUUUCUGCUCUCGCUGGAAAUACCAACUCCAAUCGAGCACGUGCUACUGCAGUGUGACGCACCGAUCACGCUGCUGGACGUGGAAAAAAACACCGCCGUCGUUAGUUUCAGUGAGUGUGACAAGUUGAGCGGAAACAGUCUGCUGGCGAGUUAUCGCUGCCAGCUAAACACGAACCGUAUCGAUUUAAAGUUUCGCACCAUCGAGGGUCAAAGCGGAACGCUGCAGGUGUACAUCACACCGAACCUGCAGCCCAAAUGUUGUCAGCUGAAGCGUUACCCGAUCAAACCACUUUCGCUGCACAUGAUCGUACAUAAUGCUACGGACGAGAUGCUUGCCCGACCGAUGAACAUGCUGACGCUCAAAGGACCCUUCAGCCAGGCGGAAAUGCACAACUGGAUGAUAAACAGCAUUCCUGAGCUGCCGGAAAAGCUGUACGAAAGCGGUAAGGUGCAGUACACGUUUAGGCACGUGUUCAUCGGCACGAUGCUGGUCUGUGAGUAUGGUAAAGGGGAGGCCACUUUUCGAAGUGACAAUAUAUCCACCAUAUCGAUAUUGAAGGAUUUCAUCACCAAGGAAGCGACGAAGAAGCGGAUAAAAUUGGAAAUUUCGACUUCCAUUAACGAAUCCACAAUUCCCUCGCUGAUCAAGCUCAUCGAACCCAUGAUUCUACACUACAAUAAGCUUACCAAGGAUUAUCAGCUCGCCCAGGCUCUCCUCGAUCUGGACAUUCGGGACGACGACGAGUUCAAUACGCUGGCCGAAGAGUAUCGCGCGCUCAUUCGCAACCAGCAAUCGCUCGGUACGGAAUUUCGGAAGCAGCCGACGAUACUGAAUCGAAUUUAUGGCAUUCUCACGGACUUGUACAUCGACAAGUUCAAGUUUAAAGGGGUGAACGUAAAAACCAAGCUGCCACAGUUGAUUGAAUUGCUCGACAAUUAUUCGUAUGACGAGCUGGUACAGUUUUACAGCGUAGCCAAAGCUGGGGACGAAGAAACCGGUGACGCCUAGUCGACCGUGGUUGGGUUUGAGUGAUGUUUC
Anopheles stephensi (Asian malaria mosquito) is the source of this 2538-nucleotide messenger RNA. Its product is annotated as Bardet-Biedl syndrome 7 protein-like. Gene Ontology annotation, cellular component: neuron projection; membrane; axoneme. The record is from RefSeq and is a predicted model, not a curated record. Gene Ontology annotation, biological process: non-motile cilium assembly; intracellular protein localization; intracellular transport. The transcript is spliced from 2 exons. Gene Ontology annotation, molecular function: protein binding. Lineage: Eukaryota; Metazoa; Arthropoda; Insecta; Diptera; Culicidae. The coding region runs from base 256 to 2508 and encodes 750 amino acids.